Messenger RNA from Lobosporangium transversale, 5022 nucleotides. RefSeq lists its product as hypothetical. Lineage: Eukaryota; Fungi; Mortierellomycota; Mortierellomycetes; Mortierellales; Mortierellaceae. The record is from RefSeq and is a predicted model, not a curated record. The transcript is spliced from 3 exons. Bases 1 to 5022 code for a protein of 1673 amino acids.
AUGCCGCCACCACAAACAGCUGAAGCAUACCCUGCGUCGUUGUGCACUAACGAUACUACAUCUAUUCGGAAAGGCACACGCAUGGGAAUGGGAGAGAAUCUUCUCCCAGCAGCUACAAGUUACUAUGUCUCAUUGGGAUACAUUGGUUUGCUCUUGAUCACGGCAAUCAUAAUAUGUUAUCGUGCGCGGACUCGACUGCGCCUAUAUGCCUGCUUUAGUACGUUCCUUGCAUUUUCGAUUGCAAUCAUGGGGGCCUUCAAUGUCAACCGCAAGGUCCCGUCCAAUGCAUUCUGGCUCUGGAACUUUGCAGCUGAAAGCAUAGGGAUGGUGGCACUAACGUAUGCAAUUGUCUCCGUCGGAAAUGGAUUUUACCCGAUGGCGGGGAAGAAAAAUAUCUUUUGGCGGCUGGCGAUGGCCUGGAUCAUUAUCUAUGCGCUCGUAGCCUCUGGCAACAUUGUGAGCUAUUUGUAUCAAAAGGUCAUUUAUCAUCACAUCUCCCCAAGUGAGAUCCAAGAUGUAGUGGACGUAAUAUUAAACGCCAAUAUCAUGGGCAAUGACACUCUAGAAAGACAUAUAAACAGGGCCCAGAAAUGCAAUACACCGCUAUUUCCCCUUGACUACAAUAUCACUGGGGUGCCUAAUUAUGAAUACCUACCUCAUGCGUUAAAGUCAGUAUUUCACCGUCCCGUAACAUGGGUAUACUUGACCCAUCAGAUGCUAAUGCUCUUCACCUUGGGUUGGGUCUCCUCCUUUCUCUUUAUCCCCUUGGUUCGCCAUCAUCGCCAGAGCUCUGUCGGCAGGCCCAUCGACAGCGAUAUGAUGGCCGUCGGCGUUUGGUACUUGGGCUGCUUAAUGAUCCUUACUGUGGCCUAUGCUAUCCUGAACAUCUACUUUUGCAACAAAAUCGAGGACAUUUUUGAACCUUCGGCUCAAGCACUCGACUUGUGUAUACGAGCGACUACCAAUCCUAUCUUCUUUCUGCCUGCACCGGCAUUUUUGAUUCGGUUCUAUCGAAAACGUUUCAACCGAUUGGUCAAAGGUAACAGCGUGGGUGGUGGAAGUCGCUAUGGAGGAAGCAGGUAUGGUGGGUCGUCGUCUCGCAAGAGGAAUGGCAGCGCCGGAUGCGUUGCUACUGGUGAUUUUGGUGGCGGUUUUGGUGGUGGUCAGGACUCUUUCAUACAUAGUGAAAAUCGAAAUGGCACUACAUCAUCGCCUUAUUCUCCUAUUGGAUCUCGCCUUGGUGGCCGCUCUAGUGGAGAUAAAGGCGACCAAUGCAGUCUUCCAAGAGAUUCCGUCGAUGGCUCUGUCCAAGUGAAUCCAUGUCACAGCUUCACCGAUGAUGGCAGUAGCCAUAACAACUACUACACCAACAGCCACAACAGUAAUAAUCAUGGAAACCAUCACACCAGCAUCAGUAACGCCUACAGUCGCUUGCGCCUCUUUCAAUCCCGAAAUCGAGGCGCGUCAAUGGAGAGCAACAGAGUAUUCAAUCAAGAUUUUAAUCAAGAGGAUGGUCAUCAACACGGGCAUGCUCGGUCAGACUCAUUUGAUCAAUACUACAGCAACAUGGGAAGGGCCUCGGCGGGAGCUAGGGGAUCAGAUGAGGCGACAGCGAUCAAUCAAGCCUCAUCAUCCCAUUUCAGCAACAACAGCCCUAACAAGGAUCCCUUGGCAGGCCUUCGGCCAUCUAGCAUGGAACCACUUCAGAAGCCGGAACCUGCGUUGACGUCAGCCAGCGCAUCUCAGAUGAAUAAUUCUUGGAAAAUGAGUCGAUUCAUGAAUAAUUCAUUAUCGGAUGCCGAUGCUGCUGGUAGUGAUAGCGGCAGUGUUCCUGAGGAGAAGUGUGCCAUUCCUGAUGAAGCGGUUCCAUCGAAGGAUGGCGUUGCCAGUAGCAGUAACAGGGAAAAGUACGAAGAUACAGCAGAAAUUAUCACUGGAACAACGGGGUGGGAGGUCGGUGGAUGGGGUCAUAUCCGAAAGACAUCACAGGAGGGGAUAGAGAACAGUCUUUCAAGCCCUUUAGAGCUAUGCCCACCAUCCCUGGAUACGAGUACUACGGCUUCAAAUGCGACUGUAUCACUUGGACAGUACUCUGAAGGGCCGAGUACGAUUGCGAACACAGCUGUAGAAGUCGACUCCUAUGGUGAUCUGUUAGAUACCUAUAGCGCAAGUGGUGGGUUCCGGUCUGGAAGUAAUAGUCGCAGGCAGCAACAAAAGCAUCAAAGGCAGCAGAGACAGAACCAGCCGCAAGAGCUGACAGGUCUGCAGAAACAGCUUGCAGAAUACCGCUCCGCAUUACUUCCAGUUGUCUUGGCCAUGCAGGACAUGGAUGACUAUAGCCCUUCCUCAUCUGCAUUUGAUAUGUACGAAAGUACCGAUAAUAACAGCAAGCGUAAUCCUGGCAAUAGUAGGCGGCUCGAUGUGCUCAUUAACCAUAGUGGCAGCGUGCGUACAUCGCAUGAUGACCUACCAUCAAAUCGACAGUAUUACGCAGUUGGUGGCAUUGUUGCAGAUAAAAUCGAUGAAUGGAGUGAACCUCCUGUGACUGAUCACCGGGAACAGCCACUCUCUGCCCACUCAGACGGUCCUAUGCAUUGGACAAGAUUAUCAACAAGUCCAUCAUCAUCGACGUCUUCCGCCUUUGACUACAAUAACAGCGACAGUGUUCGGAACCAGAGUUCACCCAGCAACUACCGCUCUAUUAUCACAGCUACUACAGCCACAAAUAGCAAUACAGCUGAGAAAUCUAUGUCAGGCUUCCGAAAAAAAUGGCUUGUAAGCCGUAACAAGAAUGAUACGGACCGUACAGGGCCCCCCAAGAAAUUCGAGUUGGAGUCUUCGAUGGAGGAGACUAAAAGUAGCAGACGAAACAGUCAUCUCAUUUCAGGUCUCGAUAAUGCUCUGGUUUACUCAAAGGGCAACAAACCCAAGGAAGUUCCUCGACGGGGAGUGUUCUCCAAACUUUCAGGAGGGGUUCAUAAGAGCAAUAGUGGGGACCGUAGCAGGCCUAGCCAAGAUUUCAAUGAGCAGGACAAUGAUUACAAGAUAGUCGACGGUGGUGACUUGAAAUCGCCUCAUGGCGGAUCCACUAUUCCUGCUACUGUUGAGGCGCUGGCCCUUGAGACUACAUUGGGCAACUUGGAAGAGGAAGAUGAAGAUAAGGGAUUGCAAUAUUAUUACCCUGAUCCUUAUUAUAGCUUGGCCGAGUUCAAAAGGCCCAACCAGGUUUCUGCUGGCAUUUCGAGUAACAGCAGCAGUAAUAGUAGUAGCCACCCUCGUUCCAUAAAUACCAUUGACUCGGGCUUCCUCUCCAAGACUUCUUCUCCUAGCAGCCCAUUGGCCUCAGAUUCACUAUUGACCAUGGCUAGUCCACUCGAAGAUCCCAUGGAUCUUUAUCACAACUCUAUCAGGUCCCCUUCUAUCAAGACCAAGAGUUCUACGAGCUCCAAAAAAUCCUCCAAGAAAGAUUCAGGUCUAUUGUCGUCCCCUGGGUUGAUAAUCCCUGCCAAUGCGAUUGCAAUGGCCCCCAGUAGCUCCUACUCAGGAUCUGCUAGCGCAACAACGAUGAGUCCUAUCAGCAGCCCUACAACAACUCCAACGCAUCAAACCUCAUCUUCAACGUUGGGUUCGUUGCUCUCGAGGUCCUCAUCUAACUCCAGGAGGCUGAGCUCCAAGGCUAAAGCUAGAGGCAACCGCUCCAAGUCGGAUACAGCACCAUCGCGGCCUAGCAUCGACGUUACCCAAAUCCCUGUUCCUGUAGCGACAGUAGCCGCCAAUGCAGCUUUUGCCACUGCUACAGUUAAUACCUCUGCACCUUUAGCAGUACGCAAGCCCAGCAUUCCAGAGGUGUCACCACAAACAUCAUUGUCCCCGCCUCCUCGUCAGAGCUGGAACCGGUCCAAAUCUUUCCAGGGCACGGCCUCAGCGAUCACAGCAGCGCUCUUAUCCAGUAGGCCUGACGCUAGCAAUGGCAAUGUGAUGUAUGUUGAUACUAAACUCGCAAACGAACAUCGCCCAGGGCCAUUGUCUGGAUCAUGCUCAGCGACAGGGCUUGGAUUUAGCACACCAUUGGCUAUUACUGGCAAUGGUGCAGAUAGUGGCAACGAAUCCAGUUUGCCAUCGUCUGGUGGGACCCGAAGCUCGUUGUCAUCAUCCCUUGGCUCAGUAUCUCCAGCGUUUGCUCCCACAGCCCCAAACGAUGAGUACAGCAACACCAACUAUAAAGAAUCAUCGCCAUCGUCUCCAUCACCGCUUUCUCCCCCUAUCAUGACAUCUUCGUCAAAAACAGGAGAUUUCAAACCACGAACAAGUACGCCAGUAUCUUUGCAAGACCACCGUAGCAACUCCAUGGACAGAGGCAGAGAUAGAGACAGCAAUAAUAGCUUGCGAGACCGAACGGCAGCUUUAAGGGCAACAGCUAAUCAUCAGCGGAGCCAGCCACGCUCGGUUGAUAAUUUAGCCUCGGCUUAUUAUUUUAAGCGAGCAACACCAAUAGCAGGCGAUAUCAACAGUAAUAACAACAGCUCUAGUAUUGACACCAACGUUAAUGACGUAUCUAAGUCUCAGGAAUCUGUCAACGUUAAUGUUUCUACACCCGUGCCUCGAUCACCUUCACCACAGCUGGUCGGUGCUGGAUUCAGUUACUAUGGUGGUGGUAGUGCUAAUAAUGGCUUUGGAGGGGAGGAUAGCCAUGGACGCAACUCACCAACGUCCCAACAGCAGCAGCACCCCUUGUUUUCUUCCUCGCCUUCUCAGAACAACUAUAGCCAUGGUCAUUCAUACUUCCCAAGAGGCAAGACAAGUUUGGACUAUUCUGGAGGAGGUGGACUAGGAGUAGGACUAGGGAUUCAUCACUCUCAUUCCCACUCUCCAUCUCCAUCUUCUUUGAGAGCGAUUGAGAAUUCUACACCAGUGAGUGAUUCCAGUCGGUCGAACAGCAUCACCAACAAUAACUCGCUCCUGAUGGCGGAUGAUCCUUGGACGAUGGCUAUGGUUGCACGUGCCAAGAAUGCUAAUGCGUGA